Eleginops maclovinus (Patagonian blennie) is the source of this 4150-nucleotide messenger RNA. Its product is annotated as thrombospondin type-1 domain-containing protein 1. The transcript is spliced from 8 exons. The record is from RefSeq and is a predicted model, not a curated record. Lineage: Eukaryota; Metazoa; Chordata; Actinopteri; Perciformes; Eleginopidae. The coding region runs from base 219 to 3032 and encodes 937 amino acids. Gene Ontology annotation, cellular component: cell periphery.
CUUCAGGGAACUCUGUUGGUGCUGACUGUCCCGCCGACUGUCACUGCCGUCCCGAGAAGACAUGUAUCACCAGCGUAUGAAGAGAGUAUUGUUGCCGAUUUCUGUGUUGGAACAUUGGAUAGGAAUAUUGCUCUGCUGAGUCAAGAAAGAAAUAGGUUAGGGAUGGUGGAAGAGGAAGGUCAUGUGGUGAAGGAGAAAACAGAGGCACAGACAUCGGAAUGCCACAAGCUGUCUCACUGCUGCCCUUCCUGCUGGCGCUCAUGGGAUAUGCUUUUGCAGGGCUCAAUAUCUGGCCCUCCUUCCACGUUGCCCUUAGCAAUGCCAGUGUAUUUGUGGACUUCAGCACAAAAUCCAACAGCAGCAUCGUCUGCAACACGAGCCUCUCUCUGGUCAACACGGAAACCAACACCACUGUUCAGACCAGGACUCUCCCCGACAACCAAUCGGCCGGUAGGGUGGAGUUCAACUGUUCCUGCUUCCUGUACGCAGGAACUUUCCGGUUCCUGCUGAGGCAGACCAGCACCUCUGCUGUUUCUGGGGUUAAUGGCACACAUGACAGUGGAGUGGAAAGUACUACCUGGUGGUGGAGUUCAGAACUGCAGGUGCAGUGGCCCACCUUUCACAUCGCUGUGGACAGGGCCGGAAACCACUCAAGAUCUUUUCAGGUUGGGAUAUCCACUAAUGAACACUUUCAGGCUUGCUCCAGGGGUAUUGACUCGGCCCUCCUCCUAGAAGUCAGCUACAUGGAGUACAACCAGAUAGGACGAAUCACCAUCGACAAGGUCAAAGCCCGCACACAACACCCAAUCAAACCCCUCCGCUCCCAGAGUGUAGAGCUGUCCUGCGCCUUCCCCUUCACAGAAAGAGACUUCAUACGAGUAUCUCUAAGGUCUCCUCAUGCGGCACAGGAUGUGAAGAGCUCUGGGCCGCUCUACCUGUCCCGUAUCUUCUCCUAUAGGCUGCUAGUGGAAAACACCAACGCCUACAGGAGUGGUUGUGAAGGAACUAUGACUGUCAAACUGAUAACCCCACCUUGUGCCCACGUCAAUGGGAAAGUGUUGCUUUAUAAGGAUGCAGGUGGUGGUAGAAGCAUUGCUGUCUCCUCUGGGAUGGAUCCAGGAGGAACAGCACUGAACGGGUUUGGACCUGAAGAGCCCUCCUCACCUCUGUUGGCCUAUAACUGGCUGACUCAGGGAGAGAAUGAGACUGAGUUCAACUGUUCUGUGUUUGACACAGGAAGGUACAAGUACUGCUUUCGCUUCGUUUUCAACUUCAGUCGUUCCCCUAGUCCUGCACAGACCUGUUUGGUGGUUCACAAGAGUGCAGAGUCAUGGGGACCGUGGCUGCCAUGGAGUGUGUGCAGUGUGAGCUGUGGAGAGGGGGUGAGGGAGCGAGUGCGUGAGUGUUUGCUGCCCUCAGGUGUAGGAGGGAUGCAGUGCACUGGCAUGGUGAACGAACAGUCCCUCUGCUCACUGGAGAACUGUGUUGUGUUGCCUACCCCUUCUCCAUCCCUCCAACCUGUGGGUGUCGAUGUUGCACCCCUUGGUGGAAACAUAGUUGUGGUGGCAGGUAUCUCCCUUUGCCUGGCUGUGAUUCUGGCUACAGUUGUGGUGACUUUGUGGAGGAAGCUUUGCAAGACCCCCCAGUGCAACUCCGUCCGCAGAGGCUCCAUGCAUUCCCCUGGAGGACGCAAGCUUUCCGAUGAGGCGUCCAUUUGUGGCCACAGCCUCCAAAGACCCAGCCUGAUUGACGGCCAUGGCCAACAGGGGGGCAUAGGUGUGGUUGUCGGUGUAGCACAGAAAGACAGGCCUUCCUUAGGCAGUCAGCCUCUCCCACAGGACCCAGAAAGGCUUUCCCCCACAUGUCAGAAGAUGUUGCCACCAAUAUUUGGGUACCGAUUGGCUCAGCAGCAGUUGAAAGAGAUGAAGAAGAAGGGUAUAAAAGAGGCCAUUCAGCUGUACCAUGUCUCUUCAAGCCCAGUCCAUGACACCCUGGUAGAGACAUCUGCUUCACCCACAAGCUCGCUUAUUCCUACACCAACUCUCCCGUUAGGCCUCCAGGACGACGCAAACCACAAUUAUUUUCAAUCGCAGACUCCUAGGGCCACGUCAGACAGACUGAGUCCCAGAGCGGAGCUGGUCUUAGGUCCUUCUGCAUCUGCCCAUGCAAGAGGGGGCAGCUCAAAUAGGCGGGACCGCACCGCAGACUGGGUGGAGAUGGUAGAGAGGAGUGGGUUAGCAGGUCUCAGAGGAGGAGGGGGAGGAGAUGCAGGGAUGGUAAACUCCUAUCAUAAGAAUCCAAAUUUCCGCCGGACCUCCAGUUUUAAUGACACCAAACCCCAACCUCUAUCCUCUGUACACUCCAGGCAGUUCAGAGAAAGGAGCAUGACACAGGUGGGAUCUCGGACCCUUCCUGAAGGAAGUUCUUGGAAUAAAAGAGGACGAGAGAGGCAGCCAUACAGCUCCUACCCUAUUCCAGAGCACGGGACCCCAGACUGGGCUAAAUCCAGACCCCAGAGAAAUGACCAAAGUAAGCCAUGGAUAGAAACAGCUGUGACUUCACACAGCAAUGAAAUCAAACAUACAGGAACCAACACAAACAUAAUUUCAGCAUCUGAGAAACAUGUUCAAGCAGACCUCAGUGGCACUGUGGGAAGGCAAAGGAGUGGUGAGACAGGAGGUGUUCAGGGAAUCUCUGGGAUAGGGGGUCCAGCAGCGGGGCCUCCCAGCCUGAGUGUUGAUCGGGCAGAGCGUGCCGAGCAGAACUGGAACCGUCGCGGCCCAUCGCCUAUCCAAAGAAACAUCCUGGCUCGCAAAUUAAAGGAGGCUCAGUCGUGCUCGGGGGUCAGGGGCCGUCAGCGCAGCUCUACUUUUAGUGCAAUGCCUACGGAGCAGAGGACAGGUCGCUGCCACUCUCUGCCAAUGUCCGGCGGCUACACCGGCAGUGGUGGCUCGCCCUACAGGCUGAGCGAGGCAGAGCAGAGGAUGUUGGACCUCGAUCUGUCUUCAGCAUAUGAAGGGGAAGAGGAGUAGAGGUUUGUACUACACAGGAGGAAUUUCCAUUAACGUUUAUUCCUUACAUUAAUCCUUUCUGAUAUAUCUAUAAAACUUGAAAAUUGUUUUGUAUAUUACAUUAAACAAGAGUUUAUCUACAAGAAAAAAGAAUAAUUAAGUUUUUAUUUUUUAACCUUAAUUAUUUUAAUAUAAUGAAUUUGUUAUGUUCGAAAUGUUUUGGCUCUUGAGAAGAUAUUUUCAUUAAUGUAAUGGUUUACUUUUUACCAUUAUAGAUUGUACAUAACAUGACAUUGUACUCGUGUAUGCAAUGUUAAACACAAGCCCUAUCAAGGACAGUAUUCAAAAGACUAAAGAAGACAUGCUAGUCUUUUUGUUUUACACUACUGAAUUUGUUUUUAAGCUGUGAAGUUUUGCUGUACAGUAAGCAUUAAAAAACGUUGCUUUUGUCAGAACCACUCUCACGAUGAUGUUGUUUAGGGAAAAAUUGUCUAGGCGGUGUCAACAAACUGGAAUGUAUUCUCUGCAAAAAUGCAAAAGGAAGAGCAAAAGUAUGCAGUUAUGUUUUUGGGCAAACAACUUUAUAAAUGUCAGUGAGGCAUCAUGGCUGUUUUGCAGAUUGUUUUAUUGUUAGGAGUAAUACCAUACACUUAGAAAAUACACUUAUAGGAAAUAGUACUGACUGGAAAAUAGAAGAUACUAUCAUUAACAUUUGAUAAUGGUUUCAAAGGGUGCAGCAAAGGCAAACAAAUGAACACAAAGAUAUUAAUCAGUCUUUGCCUUCGUUUUUGAGACACACAAGGGAAUAUGAAGUGUGAUGUUUAAAUUUCUCCUGCUCCACUGCCCAUGCCGUCCAAGAAAACCAGAGGCCGCACCUUCAUGGCGGUGUGUCUGAUGGAAUACCAAAGGCCUUUCCAGGUCCCCCACACCACACCAUUGUCAUGCUGGCCCUUGUACUUCCCUUUGCGGUAGAACUUCCCAUUAAGGUUGGCUGCAUGACAUCUGUAUAUAAAAGGUUAGUACAAAAUGUCAAGGAUGUUACAUUUUCUACAAUGAAAAUUAAAUUGAUUCAACCUUUUUAAAGCAUUUUUGUCUUAAAAUGUUUUGUUUAUUUUUGGAAUAAAUUGGAAAGAAAUAUG